CAGUAUCCAUUCAGGAAGACGGCUCUCUGAUUAGCCUAGCCUGCCUGGGUUUAAUAUAUAUAUUUAUUUAUAUAUAUAUAUAUAUAUAUAUAUAUAUAUAUAUAUUGGAAAAAUGGCGUCGGUCAACCCAUUUGAUGUCAGUGAUUCUGAGGAAGAAGCAGAACGACGUCCCAAUGAGACGGUUGACACAGAAAGAAGCCCGAGCGAGGGGGCGCCAGGUCCACCGCAAGGCAAUCCCUUCUCUCCGCCUGCAGAUGCCGAGCCUCCGACACUGCUGCUGUCUAGCAACCGGACAAGCCCCAGCGGUGAGGGCAUGUCGGUUUCGGCCGCGGCCACAUCCACUAUGGCAGGCGGUGUGGAGACGCGGGUGUCUGUGGAUGUUAUCGCUGCUCAGCUAUUGCGGGACCAGUACAUUCUUACGGCCCUGGAGUUUCACACUGAACUGCUGGAAGCAGGCAGGGAGCUUCCGCGGCUAAGGGAUUAUUUCUCCAACCCUGGCAACUUCGAGCGACAAAGCGGCACUCCACCUGCCAAAGACCAGGUGCUCGGACCUGGAGGACCACUGAAUCGAGCAGGCAGCAUUAGCACCUUGGACUCUCUGGACUUUGCACGUUACUCAGAUGACGGCAACCGAGAGUCAGACGAACGGGUGGCAGUGCUGGAGUUUGAGCUACGGAAAGCAAAGGAGACCAUUCAGGCUCUGCGGGCCAACUUGACUCAGGCAGCAGAGAGUGAAGUGGCAUCUCAGGAGAGAAAAAACUUCAAAUCGAGUCCUGAAAUCCAGGAGCCCAUCCGCCAACUGGAGAAAAGAGCCUUAAACUUCCUUGUGAAUGAAUAUUUAUUAAAAAAUGAAUACAAACUCUCAUCCAUCACCUUUUCUGAUGAAAACGAUGAUCAGGACUUUGAAUUGUGGGACGACGUCGGUCUCAACAUCCCAAAGCCUCCCGACCUGUUGCAGCUCUACAGGAACGGUGGCAGCACGCUCUCCUCUCCAAGAGAUAAGGUGGACGUGUCUGUCGGUGUGGCUUUUGGCGACCUUCCAGGAAACUGUGUCGUACGAGAGCCCCAAAAGAAGCCUGACCUGUCACAGCAGCAACAGUCAGAAGUUGUACAAGAACUGGAAUACCAGCUGAACCUCCUGAACAGUGAGAAACAGAGUCUUGCUGAGCAGAUAAAGAAACUGCAGAGUGAGAUUCAGAUCCUGAAAAAGAGCGUCUCGUCUCCGCCUCCAGCCACUGUGGAGCUUUGCUCCUCCUCUAGCUCCUCAAAGCCCUGCUCCACCAAUCCUCCUUCUGUGCCUUCUUUAGAUAAUGGUCAGUAUCUAGACAUUCGAGGGGUGUCGGAGGCUGGAAAUGACCUCGUAUCGACCUCCACUCAGAACACAUCACAGUCCCAACAGCAGACCUGCAACAGAGCUACGAGUCAACAACGCGUCCAGUUUGAUCAACCAAAUAGGAAGUUAUCCCCGGCCUUCCAGCAAGCCCUGCUGUCUUUCUGCAGAAUGUGCUCCGAGAGUCGACUCGGAGCCGAGGUGUCUCGCAUAGCAGACAGCGAGGAAAGCGUGAUGCUGAUGCUGGGCCGCUGUCUUCCUCACAUCGUCCCCAACGUCCUCCUUGCUAAACGAGAGAGAAUGGUUUCACAUCUUUGCCAGGAGCUGAUUCCCCUCAUACUGUGCACUGCAUGUCUUCACCCAGAACCUAAGGAGAGGGACCAGCUCCUCCACAUCCUCUUCAACCUGAUCAAGAGGCCGGAUGAUGAGCAGAGACAAAUGAUCCUGACGGGCUGCGUUGCAUUCGCAAGACACGUGGGUCCCACUCGAGUCGAAGCCGAGCUGCUUCCUCAAUGUUGGGAGCAGAUUAACCACAAAUAUCCGGAGAGGCGGUUGUUGGUGGCUGAAGCCUGUGGAGCCUUAGCUCCGUACCUGCCUAAGGAAAUCCGUAGCUCGCUGGUACUGUCUAUGCUGCAGCAGAUGUUGGCUGAGGACAAGGCUGACAUGGUCAGAGAGGCUGUGGUCAAAAGCCUGGGUAUUAUUAUGGGUUACAUUGAUGACUCUGACAAAUACGCCCAGGGAUUUGAGUUAAUGCUGCUCUCGCUUGGGGACCCAUCAGAGCGGGUGGUCAACGCAGUCCACCAGGUCUUCAUUCCUGCCUUCGCUGCCUGGACCACAGAGCUGGGCACCCUGCACACUGCACUCAUACCUUCUCUGCUGGCUCGUAUAGAGAAACUGCUCACACAGGGAGAACACGGCCUGGACGAGCACAAGCUUCAUGUUUUUCUGUCGGCUCUCCAGUCCCUGAUUCCACCUCUGUUUGCAGUGGUGCUGCAGAAUGCACCCUUCACCAGCAGAGCCAAGCCACACGAAGACAUACCUGCGAUAGAAGUGACCCGGUUCCCGAGGCCGGCCUCUCCCCUUCAGGACAUGGCUAUCAUCAUUGGGAACAGAGAGCUGCUCAGCUCCCUGCUGCUCCUCUAUGACCACCAGCUGGAGCAUGAAGGAACCACUGGCUGGGAAAGCCUGCUGUGGGUGGUCAACCAGCUCCUUCCUCAGCUCAUAGAUAUUGUGGGUCGCAUCAACGUGACUUCGUCAACCUGCGUUCACGAGUUCUCUCGCUUUUUCUGGAGGUUCUGUCGCACGUUUGGCAAGAUCUUCACCAACACUAAGGUGAAGCCUCAGUUCCAGGAGAUUCUAAGACUAUCAGAAGAGAAUGUUGACGCCUCAGCAGGGAACGGCAUACUGACCAAAGCUACAGUCCCAAUCUAUGCCACUGGAGUGCUGACCUGUUACAAUCAGGAGGAAGAUCGUAAGCUGUUGGUGGGUUUCCUGGAGGACGUCAUGACGACCCUGUCUCUGUCUCACGCUCCUCUCGACAGCCUGAAGGCCUCCUUUGUAGAACUUGGUGCCAACCCAGUGUAUCAUGAGCUGCUGCUGACUGUCUUAUGGUACGGGGUUGUCCAUACGUCUGCUCUGGUGAGGUGUACCGCAGCACGAAUGUUUGAGUUGGUUCUUCGAGGCAUGAGUGAAGCAUUAGUUGACCGUCGGGCGGCUCCAGCCCUAAUAACACUGUGCAGUGGGCCUGAAUUAUCGGUUAGGAUCGCCACUAUUCCUGCCUUUGGUACCAUCAUGGAGACUGUCACACAAAAAGAGCUGCUGGAGCGUGUGAAAAUGCAGCUGGCGUCGUUCCUCGAAGACCCUCAGUACCAGGAUCAGCACUCUUUGCACAUGGAGAUCAUCAGGACGUUCGGAAGGGUCGGUCCCAACGCAGAGCCGCGCUUCAGAGACGACUUUGUUCUCCCGCACCUUCAUAAGCUUGCAUUAGCCAACAACAGCCAGUCGGUGGAAAGCAAGAGGAUCGACAUCGCCAUCCACCUGUUCGAGGCCUACAGUGCCCUCUCCUGCUGCUUCAUUUCUGAGGAGGUCAUAGUCAACCAUUUCCUGCCAGGCCUCAGGUGUCUGCACGCUGAUAUGGAGCAACUGUCUCCAGAGCAUGAGGUGAUUCUAGGGUCUAUGAUCAAAGAGUGUGAAAUAAAGGUGGAAAACAGAGGAAUUUCUGACGCACAAGGAUCAAUUUCUAUUGCCUCCAGUUUGGUGGGUGAAGAUGCCAAGACCAAGUUUCUGAGUAAGAUGGGUCAGCUGACCACUUCUGGAGCAAUGCUGGCCAACGUCUUCCAGAGAAAGAAGUAACCGACUGACGUCCGACGAGCCAUCGCGAUGAACUGACAAAGCCCCCUGUUGUUCCUGGGAGCGUUUUAUUUCAGUGAAGAAAGCUCUGGUUCAGCCCAAAGUAGUUACGCAAUUGUGUUGUUAAAUCAAAAGAACGAUUAGACAUGAAAAUAAUGCUGCAGAGAUACGUACUACUUUAAGGAGAACUGAAAUGUUUGCAGUGAAAGCCUGUGAAGUUUUUCUCUCCCUUUCCCCCCACCCCCACUUUUCCUCCUUAAUUCUUUGUCACGACAUGCGCAAUGUCAAGAACUGAGGGUCUGGCUUUAUUCGUCAGUGUUAACAUUUUCAUUUCAGAAAAAAAAAAAAAAGAGGCAAGGGGAUUGGGGGGUGGCGGGGGGAAGCAGAACACUACGGAUACUCUGGCAAAGUGAUGACAAGGAACUUGAAAUGAUC
Molecule: messenger RNA, 4114 nt
Organism: Poecilia latipinna (sailfin molly)
Lineage: Eukaryota; Metazoa; Chordata; Actinopteri; Cyprinodontiformes; Poeciliidae
Gene: relch
Product: RAB11 binding and LisH domain, coiled-coil and HEAT repeat containing
Exons: 31
Coding region: 113-3682 (1189 amino acids)
Biological process (GO): intracellular cholesterol transport
Cellular component (GO): recycling endosome; trans-Golgi network
Molecular function (GO): protein binding
Source: RefSeq, a predicted model, not a curated record